This is a messenger RNA of Budorcas taxicolor (takin), 5675 nucleotides long. RefSeq names its product SWI/SNF related, matrix associated, actin dependent regulator of chromatin subfamily c member 1 (gene SMARCC1). Gene Ontology annotation, biological process: positive regulation of DNA-templated transcription. Bases 1 to 3318 code for a protein of 1105 amino acids. The transcript has 28 exons. Gene Ontology annotation, cellular component: npBAF complex; SWI/SNF complex; nBAF complex. NCBI's taxonomy places the organism in Eukaryota, Metazoa, Chordata, Mammalia, Artiodactyla, Bovidae. The record is from RefSeq and is a predicted model, not a curated record. Gene Ontology annotation, molecular function: nucleosomal DNA binding; histone binding.
AUGGCCGCGGCGGCGGGCGGCGGAGGGCUGGGGACGACGACCGGCGCCGCGGGCGCAGGAGGCGCGGCGGCGGCCACGGGCCUGGCCGUUUAUCGGCGGAAGGACGGGGGCCCGGCGAGCAAGUUUUGGGAGAGCCCGGAGACGGUGUCCCAGCUGGAUUCGGUGCGGGUCUGGCUGGGCAAGCACUACAAGAAGUAUGUUCACACGGAUGCUCCUACGAAUAAAACUCUGGCUGGGCUGGUGGUACAGCUUCUUCAGUUCCAGGAAGAUGCCUUUGGGAAGCAUGUCACCAACCCGGCCUUCACCAAGCUCCCGGCAAAAUGUUUCAUGGAUUUCAAAGCUGGAGGCACCUUGUGUCACAUUCUUGGGGCUGCUUACAAAUACAAAAAUGAACAGGGAUGGCGGAGGUUUGAUCUGCAGAAUCCAUCCCGAAUGGAUCGUAAUGUUGAAAUGUUUAUGAACAUUGAAAAAACAUUGGUUCAGAGCAAUUGUCUGGCCAGACCCAACAUCUACCUCAUUCCAGACAUUGAUCUGAAGUUGGCUAGCAGAUUGAAAGAUAUAAUCAAACGACAUCAGGGAACAUUUACUGAUGAGAAGUCAAAAGCUUCCCACCACGUUUAUCCAUAUCCUUCCUCACAAGAGGAUGAAGAGUGGUUGAGACCUGUGAUGAGAAAAGACAAGCAGGUGUUGGUGCACUGGGGGUUUUACCCUGACAGCUAUGAUACUUGGGUCCAUAGUAAUGAUGUUGAUGCAGAAAUUGAAGAUCCACCGAUUCCAGAAAAACCAUGGAAGGUUCAUGCAAAAUGGAUUUUGGACACUGAUGUUUUCAAUGAAUGGAUGAAUGAGGAGGAUUAUGAGGUGGAUGAGAACAGGAAGCCCGUGAGUUUUCGUCAGCGAAUUUCAACAAAGAAUGAAGAGCCAGUCAGAAGUCCAGAGAGAAGAGAUAGAAAAGCAUCAGCUAAUGCUCGAAAAAGGAAACAUUCACCUUCCCCUCCGCCCCCGACACCCACAGAAUCCCGGAAGAAGAGUGGGAAGAAAGGCCAAGCUAGUCUUUAUGGGAAGCGGAGAAGUCAGAAAGAGGAAGAUGAGCAAGAAGAUCUUACCAAGGACAUGGAAGACCCAACACCUGUACCCAACAUAGAGGAAGUGGUUCUUCCAAAAAAUGUAAACCCAAAGAAAGAUAGUGAAAAUACACCUGUUAAAGGAGGAACUGUGGCAGAUCUAGAUGAGCAGGAUGAAGAAACAGUCACGACAGGAGGAAAGGAAGAUGAAGAUCCUGGCAAAGGUGAUCAGAGUAGAUCCGUUGACCCUGGUGAAGAUAAUGUGACUGAGCAGACCAAUCACAUUAUUAUUCCUAGCUAUGCAUCGUGGUUUGAUUAUAACUGUAUUCAUGUGAUUGAACGGCGUGCUCUUCCUGAGUUUUUCAAUGGAAAAAACAAAUCCAAGACCCCAGAGAUAUACUUGGCAUAUCGAAAUUUCAUGAUUGACACAUACCGCCUAAAUCCCCAAGAAUAUUUAACCAGCACUGCUUGUCGGAGGAACUUAACUGGAGAUGUGUGUGCUGUGAUGAGGGUUCAUGCCUUUUUAGAACAGUGGGGGCUUGUUAAUUACCAAGUGGAUCCAGAAAGUCGACCCAUGGCAAUGGGGCCUCCUCCAACUCCUCAUUUCAAUGUGUUAGCUGAUACCCCUUCGGGGCUUGUUCCUCUACAUCUUCGAUCACCUCAGAUUCCUGCUGCUCAGCAGAUGUUAAAUUUUCCUGAGAAGAACAAGGAAAAACCAAUUGAUUUGCAGAACUUUGGUCUUCGUACUGACAUCUACUCCAAGAAAACCUUAGCAAAGAGUAAAGGUGCUAGUGCUGGAAGAGAAUGGACUGAACAGGAGACUCUGCUACUCUUGGAGGCUCUGGAGAUGUAUAAAGAUGAUUGGAACAAAGUGUCAGAGCACGUUGGAAGUCGCACUCAGGAUGAAUGCAUCCUUCACUUCUUGAGGCUUCCCAUUGAGGACCCAUACCUUGAGAAUUCUGAUGCUUCCCUGGGGCCCCUGGCCUACCAGCCUGUCCCCUUCAGUCAGUCGGGAAACCCAGUCAUGAGCACUGUUGCUUUUUUGGCAUCUGUGGUGGAUCCUCGUGUGGCAUCUGCUGCAGCCAAAGCAGCUUUGGAGGAGUUUUCUCGGGUCCGGGAGGAGGUGCCCCUGGAGUUGGUGGAGGCUCAUGUCAAGAAAGUUCAAGAAGCAGCCCGAGCCUCCGGGAAGGUGGAUCCCACCUAUGGCCUGGAGAGCAGCUGCAUUGCAGGCACAGGGCCAGAUGAGCCAGAGAAGCUGGAAGGAGCUGAAGAGGAAAAAAUGGAAACAGAUACUGAUGCUCAGCAGCCUGAAAAGGCAGAAAACAAGGGGGAAAAUGAAACGGAUGAAGGUGAUAAAGCACAAGAUGGAGAAAAUGAAAAAAACAGUGAAAAGGAACAGGAUAGUGAAGUUAGCGAGGAUACCAAAUCAGAAGAAAAGGAGGCUGAAGAGAACAAGGAACUCACUGAUUCUUGUAAAGAAAGAGAAAGUGAUGUUGGGAAGAAGAAAGUAGAACAUGAAAUUUCUGAAGGAAACGUAGCCACAGCCGCAGCAGCUGCUCUUGCCUCAGCUGCAACGAAAGCCAAGCACCUGGCUGCCGUGGAAGAGAGAAAGAUCAAGUCUCUGGUAGCUCUUCUGGUUGAGACACAAAUGAAGAAACUGGAGAUUAAACUUAGACAUUUUGAAGAACUAGAAACUAUCAUGGACAGAGAGAAAGAAGCUUUAGAACAACAGAGGCAGCAGUUGCUUACGGAGCGCCAGAACUUCCACAUGGAGCAGCUGAAAUACGCUGAGUUGCGAGCCCGACAGCAAAUGGAACAGCAGCAGCAUGGGCCGAACCCUCAACAGGCACACCAGCACUCAGGAGGACCCGGCCUGGCGCCGCUGGGAGCAGCAGGACAUCCCGGCAUGAUGCCUCAUCAGCAGCCCCCUCCCUACCCUCUGAUGCACCACCAGAUGCCGCCGCCUCAUCCACCCCAGCCAGGUCAGAUACCAGGCCCAGGUUCCAUGAUGCCUGGGCAGCCCAUGCCAGGCCGCAUGAUGCCCACCGUUGCAGCCAGCAUCCACCCCCCUGGGAGUGGCCCCACCCCUCCUGGUAUGCCUCCAAUCCCAGGAAACAUCUUAGGACCCCGGGUACCCCUCACGGCACCUAACGGCAUGUAUCCCCCUCCACCGCAGCAGCAGCCACCACCUCCAGCACCUGCGGACGGAGGCCCUCCACCUCCCGCUCCUGGCCCACCAGCCUCAGCUGCACCGUAGCCCGAAAGACACAGGGGACGUCCGCGCCCAGUGCCCCCAGCUGGAGUGGGGAUGACAAGACUUGUGUUCCUCCGCUUCCUUGGGUUUCUUUCAGGAGUUUUCUUCUCACAGCCCCAAGCACGCACCCUGACUUUUCCCCAUUCCUCUUGCCACCCCUCUCCGUGCUCUGACACCUGCUGUGUUAGUCCUCCUCCAGCACUCAAGGGGGGGAAGCCCGUGCUGCCAGUGUGCCCUGGUCACCCUGAAAUACCUGGCGUCUCCCUGACCCACUGUGGGGUAUGCUGACAGUGUGUCUGCAGGUCCUGUCAACGUUAGUGGUCUAUGUCUGUAUCAUUUUUUGCUCUCCUGCAGUUUUGUUCUGUUUUUGCUUUGUCUUAUGCUUAUAUGGAUAAUGCUUUAUAAUCAUUACCACUUUUCUUUUUUUUUCCUUUUGGUCAUUAUUGCUUUAAAGGAGAGCAUCCUAAGUUAAUAGGAACCAAAAAAUAUUGAUGGGCAGAGGGGAUAGCCAGAGGGGACAAACCUUAAGGCAUUGUAAGUGACCUUAUUUCUGCUUAUCUGAGCUAAGAAUGGUGCUGAUGGUGAAGUUUCAUGAGACUUUUGCCACACAUGGACGCACCAAAAUUUAAAGAGAUGGGGAAAAGUGACCCCCCCGAUGUUAUCCUUAGUGAGGACCGUGAGAGCCUCCAGCCUGCCUGGCAGAACACCCCCUUUUAUCCCUGGUAGGGGAGAGCACAAGCGUUAGAAGAGAUCCACUCCUUGCCCUGGCCCACUGGUUCUGGUUUUCUAUGCAGACGGUUUGUUUGAUUGCUAGGGGAGGGGUUGGGCAUUUUGUUUUUGUCAAAAGUGUAAGCAGUGUAAGCUUUGAGGGCUGUGAUUUGGGAGGCAUUCCUGAGUUCCCUGAGUCUAGGGAACUUUCCCACCAGGAACAUUCUGAGGGUCUUGGGCAAUGGUCAUCCAGUGAAUCUAGCCCACUGUUCACUGCUUUGUGUGCAUUCUUUUUUCUCCCUCUUUACAAGAAAGAAAAAACUUAAAAAAAAAAAGUAGAUAGUGCUGAGUUUAGCUCAUGGACUUGGUUAGGUUGGCUGGGGUUACAGGUCCCCAAACUACCUCUUGAAGUAGUCAGGGUGAGUGGGAUUUAGUGAAGCGGUACUUUAGGUUUGGGGUGGGAUUGGAGAAGUGGGGCAAGACCAGCAGCCUCUCAUACCUUCUCCCUUCCCCGUCUGAGAUCUCACAUUCCAUCAUCACAUGGUUGGUUGUCAAGGAGAUGCUGUGGGUACCAGGGAACUCACUUGGCAAUCAAAGCAUCAUGGUUUGAGGGUGGGGUGCUCGGGCUGGGAGAGUGGAAUGCCAUUCCAGAGGAAGAGCCACAAAAAUGCCUUAAUAUGAGCCCAUUUCUACCCCUCCUGAUGAGUGACUUGAGAGUUCUUGGUUUUCUCUUCUUGUCUGUCUUCCCUCUCCUCUAUCCUUCCAUGGGUGGGGAAACGGUGUUUUGGGUUGAGCUUGGUUUCCGAAGCACCUGGCCCCUUCACAUUCUCAAGUGGCAGUUUCCUUUAGAAUGCAAAGUGGAACAUCUUUUGGAUAUCUUUUCUAUAUAUUCUGUAAAGCUUUACAUGUGUGAGGGUGUGGGAAGGUGUUUAUAAAACACUUUAGAACCUUUUUCCUUAAUAUCAGAAAGCAAAAAAAAAAACAAACCACAAUUAAGAUUUGCCUUUCAAACCCUCAGGUGUUACCUCUAACCAGGUGGCCCUGGUCACCAUCAGAGUACUGGAACCAAGGAGACCUUGUUCCUUCUGUGAGUUUAUUCCAGACUGUUGGAGUGGAAAUGAGCUUGUUCCUACUGGAGUUUAAUUCCAUUGCUUUUGACUCCAGAAAGACCCCAGUGCCUUUCGACAAUGGCCAGGGUUUUCUGAAUUUUCCCGCCAGUCUUUCCCAAAGGAAACUCAUUCCAAAUACCUUUUCCACUGAGGUCUUUAAAGGAAGAUGGAGUUCUGGUUCAUACUGUGGUCUCUCGCAACCUCAGGUCUUUAAUGUGAUCGCUUUCAAAUUUAAAAGAUCCAGGUGGAAAUAUUGUAACUAUGCUGGUAAUAAUUCUACAGAAUACCUGAAUUCUUAACACUGUUGUGUUUCAGUAUAAGUGGUGACUUUUUCUUUUUAUGUCUUUGAUCUGGUUUUGUUCCUGUAAUACAGCCACCCGAUUUUGUGAGGGGGGGAAUAAUACGUGGUUUUUGUACAAAAAUGUUUCUCAGUGUGUUAUUUUGGAAAAGUGAAGGGAGGGAGUUUGGGGAGACUGGAAGAAAUUGAUCAAGAAGGCCUAAUCUCCCUCUUUUUCAGUGAAUAAAUGAAACAUCAUUUCUGGA